[Torrubiella] hemipterigena is the source of this 2049-nucleotide messenger RNA. The record is from the annotation of a GenBank genome assembly. Lineage: Eukaryota; Fungi; Ascomycota; Sordariomycetes; Hypocreales; Clavicipitaceae.
GCGCUUUGUUGAUGGAUCACAGCCGCAGGGUGAUCCACGCCGCACAAUCGCCGCUUCAAGCACACGGUGCCGCGUAAUUGGUCCUUCUUAGACGCCAAAGAAUUUUAUAAAGCAUCUCUGCCCGACAAGUGAUUCCCUUUACUCUCCUAGUUUGCAUCGCCAAUAAAAAGUCAUCCCUAAUUCACCGCAAGUUCCAUCAAAAUGGUUGUCUCCAUCAUCGUCCAAGACGAAAUCACCGUUUCGCUCUCCAUUGUCCUACGAAAGCUCAGCAUCUUCGUCUUCGUCGUGUCUUUUGUGCCCUACAUCGUACAGGGUGCCAUCUCGAAGGAAGUAUUUCCAGCACUUGGUCUCCUGGGGCUCGCAGGCUCUGCUCUGCUCGCCGUCAUCGAUCUACGUAGCCGACGUGUCAGGCUUCCCGAGACUACUCCAAGACGCGGUUCAUUCCGCAAAUACGUUACUCUUCUCGCCGAUCUUGGCUUGCUCACCUUUCAUCUCUCCUUCAUCAUUGUUAGCAUCAUCAUACUCUCACAAGGAGGAUGUGGGUGGAGAGGAUACAGAGGCGGUUCCGGCGCCGUCGUCAUGGGCACUUACAAUACACUCGCUCUCUGGACUAACCUUCUUAUCCAUGGCUACUUCAUCUUGCGUUGCCUUGCCAGCAACAAAGAAGACGACGAGGUGGCGGCUAUUAUUGAAGAAGGCCGCGCUGCCCAUCCCCGAUUCCAGCCAUACGGCGAUGCCGAGGAGACUAGCGAUGAAACAACACGCCUGGUCCGUGCUUCUCGUGAACCUGUCGCUGAGGCCAGCAUCGACGCCUCCAAAAACUAGACCUUGACGCAUGGCUCGUACAAGGCCAUUCCGCGGCGAACUGGUAUGCCUCUGCUGAUGGGAGCGCUGCAUAUCAAGACUGAACCCCAUCAGUAUAGUAAUUAAAAAUAGGAAUUAGAAUGAGUAAUCAAUGCAUCAGUUCAUUAUGUAGAGCCACGGAUAUCUUCGCCGACUCAGAGUAGAAAAUAUAAUACAAAAUAUGCGGAUCUGGCGGCAAACUAGUUCCUCGCGCCAUGCAUACAUCAUGCAAGGCCACUUGACUCAGUGGUCUUCGACAUGAAGUUGUCCGGACUGGCAUCGCUCGUUGGCGUCGUGUCACCUAGUUGGUCUUCUCCUUCAAUCAGCUCUCCAUUUUCGAUGGCUGCGAGUCGAGCUGCUCGCCCUUCCUUCUUUCGAGGCACAGGUGCUGCUCUGAUUAGCAUUCAAGUCUCCCAUAGUUUGCGAAUAGUUCUCUUACCUCGGCCAUUUUCUUGUACAUAAAACCGACGUAGUAAUCCGACGGCUUCAUCCCGACCCCAACCGCCUUCAAUCUCAUAUCCGGCCUCCACGUUGCCACCAUCACCGCCGCCAGGAGGGAAAGAGAUACCAAGAGUCCCUCCUGUUCCAUCAGCUAGUUGUGUUGCACGUGGCAUGGGAUGUGCGCUGGCGGUCUGUCCAUCUUCGGAGACUGGAAGAGAAUUGGCGUGAAUGCUGAAUACACCACCUGUACCGCCAAACUUAUCAUUCACCGCUCCAAAGUAGACUUUUUUAAUACCAAGCUGUCGCAGCAGCGAGGCGCACAUAAUGCACGGCUCUACCGUAACAUAAAGAAUGCUCUCUGUGAUGAUAGACUUAUUCACGCGUUCGUCCGAAAUGAGCUUCUGCCCGUAGGGGUAGAGAUGGCUUUUGCUUCCAUCCUCAUUCCCUUCGUGUAGCGCUAUGUUGUUCAGCGAUGCCGUUUCAGACGCCGUGUCAACAGAUUCGCCAUCUUCGAUCAGAGCCUCUCGUUCUUCUUUCAUAUCGCGGACCUCCUUCUCGGACAGCUCCUUUGGCUUUAGACGUGUUGUGCGGGGGCCGGUUUUGGAGGGGGAUGAUAAUAACGCACAGAUAGCCAUGAAUUCGGCGUGUCGUGUUCCAUUUCUGGUUACAUUCGUAGCGUUCAUGCCUCUCGCAAUAAUCUCACCGUUUCUAACAAGCACACAACCAACGGGCGUCUCAUUAAUUUUCAGAGCCAGCCGGGCCUAU